AUGUCGUCAUCACCUCUAUGGUCCACCCUCUAUAUCAUCUCCAACGUCGGAAUAGUCCUUUUCCUGAUGGAGAUUCUGGUCGAUUCGGUUGCGGACACAGAUGAUGAAGGGGAUGGAGUUGGUGACAUUGGAGUUAUCGAUGAUGAUGGUGGAGGUGGAUUCACUAGUGGAAGCUCGCAUGGUGAUGAUGGUGAUGUUAGCAGCGAUGACGAUAAUAGAGAUACCGUAGUGGUUACUGUGGCAGUGGUGGUGGCGAUGCCAAUAGUGGUGGCAGUGUUAGUUGUGGCAACGGUGGUUGCAAUGAUGUUGGUGGUGGUUAUGGUGGCAGUGACGAUUGAUGAAGGUGGUAUUGUUGCUAGUGGUGGUGGUGGUGACAAUGACGGUGGCAUUGAUGGUGGUGGUGGUGGUGCCACCAAGUGGUGGUAG
This is a messenger RNA of Glycine soja, 426 nucleotides long. RefSeq lists its product as uncharacterized. The transcript has 4 exons. NCBI's taxonomy places the organism in Eukaryota, Viridiplantae, Streptophyta, Magnoliopsida, Fabales, Fabaceae. The record is from RefSeq and is a predicted model, not a curated record. Bases 1 to 426 code for a protein of 141 amino acids.